ACAAGAUUCGCCGGAAGUGGCUUGGUGUCGUAAAUAAAAAACAGUUGGCUGUGUAAGCCUGAGCUCCUUAAUAUUAUAUAAUUUCGUACUUGCUAAAUUGGCAAGACCUACCACUUUCAAGGCUUCGAAAUGGGACUAUUUGGACGAACGCAAGAAAAGCCACCGAAAGAUCUGGUCAAUGAGUGGUCACUCAAAAUCAGGAAGGAGAUGCGAGUGAUUGACAGGCAAAUCCGAGACAUACAAAGAGAGCAGGAGAAGGUGAAGCGGUCCAUCAAAGAUGCUGCCAAGAAGGGACAAAGGGAUGUGUGCGUGGUUCUGGCCAAGGAGAUGGUCCAGUCCAAACGGGCUGUAAACAAGCUGUACACAUCCAAGGCCCACAUGAACUCUGUCCUCCUCAGCAUGAAGAACCAACUGUCUGUGCUGCGUGUUGCUGGUUCUCUGCAGAAGAGUACAGAGGUAAUGAAGUCCAUGCAAAGCCUGGUGAAAAUCCCAGAGAUCCAGGCCACCAUGAGGGAGCUCUCCAAGGAGAUGAUGAAGGCUGGAAUAAUUGAGGAGAUGCUGGAAGAUACUUUUGAGGGCAUGGAGGAUGAGGAAGAGAUGGAGGAAGCAGCAGAGGAGGAGGUGGACAAGAUCCUCUUUGAGAUUACAGCAGGUGCACUUGGAAAAGCCCCCAGCAAAGUGACCGAUGCCCUCCCAGAGGUGGAGGCGCAAGGGGCGACGGCAGCAUCAGAGGACGAGGCAGAGGAAGACAUAGAGGAGAUGCAGUCCAGACUGGAGGCCCUGCGAAGUUAAGAGGGCUCCAACUUCACUCCUGCAGCUACACCCACUCCUGUACAGAGACUGUCAAUGUGAGGCUUCUCUUCACCUGUCUAAUCUUCAGACGCUGGAAACCUGCACUUAAAACCAGCUUCAAUAUCUCUAAUUUGCAGUAUGUUCCCUUUUCCAAAACACUUGAUAUGAUGGAAUGUAAAAUCCCAAAUAAGAAAAGAAUAUUUAAAAUUAAUAUCAAAAUACCCUGCACAUGCCAGGGAAAUCAAAUAUGUUGGAUUUCUAUUUUACCAUAUUGACAUCUUUUAUUUUGUCAAACAAGGCCCAUGAAGACGAAGUUGUAGAAAAGAUUGAGAUUAAAGGGUAAGAUUGCCACUUUGAGUGGCACCGUACUUGUAUGCAUUUAUCCAUAAAUUAAUUUAUCUUUUGAAGAGCCAUCUUGGGAAAAGGUGUUGUGGUUAAGGGAUAUGUGUGGUUAUUUUGUAAUAUGAUGAUUGAUUUGUUGUUUUGCCUCACUUAGCUCAAUUGUUCUGAACCUGAAAAUGGAGGUCAUCACACAAAAAUGCAUGAUAUAACUGUAUAUGACUAAAAAUACUGUGCAUUAGGUGCUGGUUUUUAAAGUGUGGUUUCCUAAUUUCAGAGGACUAAUGCAUUGUAUAUUGUAAUAAUGAGGAGUUAUUUCAGUCCAUCAUUUCAGUCCAAGACUUUUCAAAUUUACAAUCCACAAACAUGCAGUUGCCAAUAAACCUCAUUUGCCAAUUGUGCAUAACAUAAACACGGACUCUCAUCUUUGUUCUGAAAAAUAUGAAAUCUGCUGUUCUUUUGUAUAUUGACCAUGAGAAUUGUCCCUUCGCCAAGCCCCGUCCAAGUCCCGCUCUCCUUAGUUACUGUUGCUAGUUCCAUCCAGUUUUCGCUUUGGAAAGCAAGAUCCCUUAGAACUGAGAGGACCCGUCGGUUAUAUUCACUUGUAUUUGUACAGACAAGGUUCUAUGAUAACAUUUUUUUUCCCAAGGGGCACAUGUGAGUUGAAACAUUUAAGAGCACACUAAUGCAUCCCAUUUGGUAGAUGUGCUGGUAAAUUAGCAUUUCUGGUUAGCACAGAUCAAUUUUUAGGAGCAAAUGCUCCUAAAAUGAGAGCACUGCAGAGCCUUGACGGAUUUUAUCAGAUUGAAGACAGACUAACCCCUUUUGUUAAUCGAGCGACUCCCAGGUACUUUACAGGGCAGUGCAUAUAAUUAAAUUCACGGUUGUCUUGGGGAAAAAAAGAAACAGCUUUAUCUUAAGGCUACUUUAUUCUAACAAUGCUUACUGCAUUUACUGUGUUCAACAAGUUGGCUCUGUAUGCACGUAACUAACUAAAUCCUUCCACGUCAUGAAAUUAAUCAAAUCAAAUAAGUUUGUCGUGCCAUCUUUAUUUCUUUCUCUUUGUGCUCCACCUCCUUAGAGGUCAGAAAUGUGUCAGCUACUUUUCUCCUACUAACAGUGCUCAGAAAUCAAGGUUGCCUGGUGUCCCUUUCAUUCUCCUAUGAGUCAAAAUCCUGUAUUUGUAGCAGUUUUCAUAGAUAUGAAUCUGGCAACAAUCUCUGUAGUUUACGUUAAAUUUGAUACAUAACGAGUAAAGGUUUUAACGUUAGCUAGCUGAUGAUGGAUAUUGUCAACAUCCCUCCCACCCAGUUACCUCCACAUGUUUAUGAAUUGCAACGCAGUUGUGCAAAAACGCCCCUCAGCUAUGACGAGAUUCCAGGGCACCGUGAAAUGAUUUCAUUGUAUAACAUAUGUUCGCACAGAGCGAUCAAUGAUUGGACAGCUUUUUUUUUUUUUUUUUUACUUUAGUUACUGUUUCUGCAGCUCUUGCCUCAAUACAGCUGUUUGCUGUGUGUCCAUUUCAUUUGCAUAAAAUAUUCUGUAUGCAAAUUAUUUGUACAGCAUACACUCGUGAAACUGUCAAACAAGGCUUUGCAGAUCAAAUAUGAACCAAUAUUCUCACCUAAAAUGUUUUCAGAAACAUUUUUUAGUGGAUAGUUUAGGUGGAAUAUGAGAGAGUUUAUGAAUAGGCUACUAUGUUUCUUUGUUUGAAAAACGUCAGACCGAAACCAAUCAGCAAAUGGCAUAUAUGCAUGGCAGGGGUUCUCAGCCUAUUACAACUAAAUGUGAAUCACUGUCAUAUGGCAAAAUGGAGGCUGUAGGCUGCAGUGGAGUGCAGCACAUACAGGCAGGAACCCUGGAUAAAAGUCACAAGCAGCAUUCAGAAGAAUAUACAACUGUUUAAAUUAGUAGAUGUAUCAGUAAACAAAUAUAUUUAUUUUCUGAAAUAUAUAUACCUGCACUAAGUAAGCAAUUUAACAUGCCUGACUAAUCAGAAACACUCGUACAGCCAUUUGUCCCAAACAUUAUGGUGCCCUGAAAUGGGGGGACAUAUAUAAAAAUUGCAGUAAUCUCUACAUGGUGAAACCAAAAUGUAUUAAAAUACCCUUUAAUUGAAGAUGAGAAUAUGCACCUUAAUCACAUAUGAAUUGUUUGAUUACGAAUCUAAAAUAAUGGAGUAAAGAGCCAAAUAAAGAGAAAAAAUAUGACUUUGUCCUAACCACUAUGGAGCUCACUGUAUGUGUAGUCCUAUCAGGGAAAAGACAAUAGAUAUUAUGGUAGUACCAAAUCCAAUGUUCUGUAUAUUUAUCUAUGUACUGGAUGCAAGGAAAAUGUGUGUAGUAUUGCUUUGGAACAGUACUUGUUUAGUUUGGUGAAAUGUUGGUAAAAGUUUAGUUGUAACAUGGCAUCAUUUUGAUAUCAAUAAUUGGUUUGCAGAGAGAUUUAAAAAUAAUAUUUUAGUGUUGAACUGAAAGCAAGAGCUUUGUAUAUAUAACCAGCUUGCAUGGUUUUUAACAGUGUGGCCUUAUUUAAAUUGAAUUGUCUUUCUUGUUGAGACUCAUACGCUUUGUGUGAAUGAAAGUUGUCCAAUGAAACUGCAUCGCAGAGGCUUUGAACUGUAAUUUUAGAACAGCUAAGGGGCGUGUUUAUGGCAGAAGUGGGUGCCAGUGUUUCUGACAUUUCAUCCUAUCUAUCGAGCUGUCCUACCAAGGGCUGGGGUAUUGCGCCCGCACACAUCUCUGUUACAAUUCAAUUCAAUUAAAUAAACUUUUUUUUAUUUAUUUAUCCCUGAUAGUUGAUAUUUUCUAUGAAACACCAAUGGUAGGAUCUAUUGUGCAAAUUAGGCCAUCAAAAUAUGCUGCCUAUUGUUUUAGGGGCAAUGUGUCUCUAGUAAUAUUUGUAUAAAACAUCAAUGGUAGUUUUAUGUUGGUAUGUUGCAGUCAAGAGAUUUGCGAUUAGAGGAAAGGAAUAGCCUUUGGCUCUUUGGCUACAGUCUCUGGGAAACCCAGGCCGGAUGAAUUAAUGAAAAUAAUAAUGUAAUUUGCUUCAAAUCGUUUUUUGAUAAGGUAUAAAUGCCUACCAACUUUUUAGCUACUAAAGUAGCACAGUUUACUUGAGGUAGUAUUUUCUGAUAGAGAUGCAAAGAUAGAUAUUACUACAAAUUUGUGCAACCGGAAGGACAUUUAGACAAGGUAGGACAAAUUGUCAGAACACCAGCUAUUAGUGACUACAUUUGGAGCCAAGGAUCUCUUAUCUCAUCCAGAUCUCGACAGCGGGGACUCCAGUAUGCAGUCCAGGGUUAUAUUACUGAUAAUAAGGAACAUAUUUUAUUAUCGCUCUUAGCAUAAGUGAAAUGAAUAAAACCUCAUCUCCUGACAGUGAAAGUGAGUCGCACUAUCAUAAUGGAACAGAAUGUAAUAUUUAUAUUUAUUCUUUACCUAUUCCUUACCUUUAUCUAUGUGACAUGGAAAAUUUUCAGAUUUUUUGCUCCCUGUGUGUACCGUUUAACCAUGUUUUAUUUUAGUUUUGAUGUCAUUUUUGUUUACAGUCCUCAUAGAAGGUAAUGGUUUGAUUGGCAACAAUUGCUGCACACAGGAGCGCUCUGAUUGGUCAUUCAGCUAGCCAAUCAAGAGGUCAACAAAGGGUCAAUUUUGACGAUGUGCAUAAGCUACGUAUGGGGGAUACACUUUUUUAAAUUGGCAUGUAACUGUAACAUCAUAUCUUUCUUGAAAAAAGAAAAUAUGCUUUCAACAAAUUCUUUUUAAGAAAGGACAGAGAAACUUCAUUGUGCAACCACCAGAGCGCGUAACUGCUAAAGAAUCCAAAUGCAGAGCUCAAGUAUUGAAACAAGGUCCUGAGUUUAAUUUUUUUGAAUAGUAAUUGCUUAUGAAGACUUGUUUACUGUUCGUUGAUUUUUUUUUUCUUCUUUUAACUUUUUAUGUUCUUUUUGUUAUGUUUGUUAUAUAUUUUAAUAUAAUCUGAUUUCUCUCUUAAAGAAUGAUGCUGUUGUCUAAGCCAUUUCACUUUUAUGAAGCUAUUCUCUUUGUGUCCAUAAAUUACUCAAAUGUAUGUAUGUCAUACCCAGAAUACUAAAUAAAAAAACGGAACCUUC
This is a messenger RNA of Anguilla anguilla (European eel), 5245 nucleotides long. RefSeq names its product charged multivesicular body protein 3. The coding region runs from base 130 to 792 and encodes 220 amino acids. Gene Ontology annotation, cellular component: ESCRT III complex; multivesicular body. The record is from RefSeq and is a predicted model, not a curated record. NCBI's taxonomy places the organism in Eukaryota, Metazoa, Chordata, Actinopteri, Anguilliformes, Anguillidae. The transcript has 6 exons. Gene Ontology annotation, biological process: protein transport; late endosome to vacuole transport; endosome transport via multivesicular body sorting pathway.